UCUCUCUUGCGAUUUGACCGCGAUCCUAGAAAGUGUUAUUCCAGACAACAUAUGAGAGAGAAUUUAGGGCUCUUGGCACACGUGAAGAAUGCGAUAGUGGCGGUGUGGCGUGAUCGCGUGUCCUUGUGGACUGGCACAAGUGGUGGCGUGGAUCGAUUGACACUUGCCAGCAUGGCAUCCGGGCGGCACGAGCUGCGAUGGCGGAUUGGGAUUGACUCUUAGCGGGAUCGAUCAUGUUUGGCGGGAUUUUCGACGAGAUUAUCAAGAAGAUUGAGGAAUGGAUCUCUGGCAAGGGCCAUGGCGGAGACGAUGCAGGCGAGCGCGAUUUGCUGCCGGUGCUACUCGUGCCUGGGAUUGGCGGCUCCAUUCUCAAUGCCGUGGACGAUGACAACAGCGACAAUGCCGAGCGCGUUUGGGUGCGCUUGUUCUUUGCGGAUCACGAAUUCAAGAAGAAGCUGUGGUCGCGCUAUGAUCCGGCAACGGGGAAAACCUUGUCCUUGGAUCCAAAAUCUCACAUAGAAGUUCCAGACGAGAACUAUGGAUUGUUUAGUUGUGACAUCCUCGACCCCGCUGUGUUCAUACGUCUAAACAUCGUGUAUAACUUUCACGAUUUGAUCGAGCAAUUGGAGCAGUGGGGGUACAAGGCAGGCACGACUUUGUUUGGCUAUGGCUAUGAUUUUCGCCAGAGCAACAGGCUCCCAGAGGCAGUGGAUGGUCUUUUACGAAGACUAGAGGCCAUACACAAAACCUCAGGUGGGAAGAAAGUUAAUAUCAUUUCUCAUUCCAUGGGAGGACUUUUAGUGAGAUCCCUCUUGGCACUUCAUUCUGCUAGCUUUGAAAAACUUGUGAAUUCUUGGACGACAAUCGCGACACCUUUUCAAGGGGCACCGGCGUUUGUGACAGACUGCCUCCUGACUGGAGUGGAAUUCCUCAAGGGAUGGCAAAAGGAACUGUGGGUUGCAAAGUGGAGCACGCAUCAAUUGCUUGUCGAAUGUCCUUCCGUGUACGAGAUGAUGGCAUCUCUCACGCAUGAAUGGGAGCGCCCUCCACAAUUGCAAGUCUGGAGGCGGCACAGAAAGCAUGAUAACAAUCCCAGGCACGUCAAGCUACACUCAUAUGGACCCCUCGAGUGUGUUUCUGUGAUGGAAGCUGCACUUAAAGAGAACACGCUGAGCUAUGAUGACAAGACGAUACCCAUUCCUUUCAAUAGAUGCAUUCUAGAGUGGGCAAAUGAGUCCCGCCGUCUAUGGUUCUCUGCAAAGCUUCCAAAAGAUUUUAAGUUCUACAACAUAUAUGGCACUUCAUGCAAAACUCCAUUCGACGUCUGCUACGGGAGUGAAAAAUGCCCUAUAGUGGAGCUCAAGGAAAUUCUCCAUACUGAGGCCGAUUUUAAGUAUGUGGAUGGAGAUGGCACGGUACCAUCCGAGUCUUCCAAGGCUGAUGGAUUCACUGCAACUGCGAGGCAUGGGGUUCCAGGCAACCAUCGUGGUCUACUAAGAUCAAACGCGGUGUUUCUCCUCCUCAAAGACAUCCUGGAGAUCAAAGACAAAGAGAAGAAGGUUGCGGUUCACGCUGCCCCACACAAGUCCGAGGAAGCGAUUGAGAAACAAGCACAGUUUUGUCUCAGUGACACUGCCAUGUCCCACAAGAACAGCAACUGGGACGCAAACUCCGAGGAUAGCCAAGAUUACAACAGUGGUAGCGAGAGCGAGGACAACACCGAAAACUCAGUAGUAUUCACCAUCAACACUGAGGAUGCUAGAGCUCAAGCUCACGCUAGAGCCACACCUCAUGAGCCACACAAAGGCUUCGAGUUCCAUCACCUCAGCGUUUCGGCUGCCGGUGUGGCAGAAGGAAGCGAUCGAGAAAAGGCUGCCAUUGCAGUGGAGAAAGCUAUGGCUUCCGCCACGGCCAAGCUCAUGGCAUUGUACAAUAUGUAAAAAAUUGAAAAAUACCAUGUAAAUUUUGUCAAAGUGA
This is a messenger RNA of Selaginella moellendorffii, 1977 nucleotides long. RefSeq names its product phospholipase A(1) LCAT3. The record is from RefSeq and is a predicted model, not a curated record. The coding region runs from base 234 to 1940 and encodes 568 amino acids. The transcript has 11 exons. NCBI's taxonomy places the organism in Eukaryota, Viridiplantae, Streptophyta, Lycopodiopsida, Selaginellales, Selaginellaceae. Gene Ontology annotation, biological process: lipid metabolic process.